AUGCAGCGUGUCUCGGCCCUGUUCCCUUCAUGGGACCGGGCAAAGCAAACACAACCCGUCAGCCCCAGGUCACCCAGUGCCCUGAAUAAAGUUUUCGGAUGGGGAGGGAAGGCAGUUGUGCCCGUCAAGACGACCCAGCAACCCACGAGCUACGAUCGCGAAACAUACUGGCCAACAACCCUCGACAAGGAAUGUGACAAGGCCGCCAGGAUAUUAAAGUCCUUUUGCAUGGAUGGAUUUCUCGUAGAAGAACCACAAGAGCAAGACCCAAAUACCGAUACCCCAUCAACACAAAAAUCCGUCACGAAAAAGAUCCCACCAAGGAUAUUACAAGAUGCCGUCGGACUCGCGGUCUUCUCGUGCAUGCGUUCGGGACUAUGGAUGUCGGGAUCAGGCGGAGCCGGGUUGAUCACAGCGAGGAGAGCGGACGGCACAUGGUCACCACCGUCUGGUAUAAUGCUCCAUACGGCCGGGUUAGGCUUCGUCAUGGGAGUCGAUAUCUACGAUUGCGUUCUCGUCAUCAACAGCGUACGAGCUCUCGAACUCUUCACCCGUCCAAAGGUGGUUCUCGGAAUCGAUGUCGACCUUACCCUCGGCCCACUCAUCGAUGCAGACUCGACCGACAACGACACACGAUGGAAGGACCUCAACGAUACCGUUCUUACAUACAUCAAGGCCCGCGGCAAGCACCAACCAGUGCCCCUUGACGGAUCCCUAGUCUCCGAACGCGGCAACGAGAACGUUCGAUUUUACAACAGCGAUGUCUCGGUUCUCGACAUCCUAGCCGGCAACAUUGGCAAGGAGAUUCCCGAGAUGCGCCCCCUCUUCGAGGUCAUGAAGGCUGCUGAGGGACGGACGGAUUAUGACGCAGAUGUUAUGGAGAUGCUCGCUCAGCAACCCGCCCCUAGUGAUGCCGUGAUUGAUACCCCCCAGACAUCGGUCCGACAUUCGAUCAUCAAGAACCCCUUCGGUAUCCCCGAUGUCGACGACCCUGAUCCGUUUGGUGUUAUUGGCCUCGAAAUGGCUGGCAUUGAGAUCAGAGAAGCCGGCACUCGUUUCCGACCCACCAGCACCCAAUUCGAGUUCCACCCCAGUCCCAAGAGCCCGGCAUUCGCCAGGUAUAGCCGACAGAGCGGUGACAUGUUCCCGUCAAGGAGUAACCGCGAAAGCUGUGUGUCAACCAGGUCAACAAUGUCCCAAGCUACCAUCAUGACGGACGCGUGUACCCAAACAGAUGUCACUAGCACUCCUGAGACAAGUUUCAGCCGCGCCAAUAGUAUGGACGGCCGAGACUCAAAGUUGUCGGAUAAGCUCCCCACUGUCGUGGAACCAGAGCUUGAACCAGAAGAGAUUGACUAUACGCAGAUCGAUAUGAGCAUGAUUCAACGAUUCAGGCCGCUACCUGAAGAGGAUGAGGAGAACGACAAGUUACAACCUGAACCCGUGGCCCACCUUGGUGACAAGACCGACGCGGAAACCACUGGCACCAAAUCCACCAAGGACGACGCGAGCGAAUAUCCCGAAAGCGAGAAGAACGAAAGCGAGAGCGAAAGAGACGAAGACGCUGACGACGAAGAAGACGAGAGCGACGAGGAUUUCGACGACGAAGCCAUCAUUUGCGAGGUUGCCACUGCUCAACCCGCCCGAAGCUCCAUUCGCUCAUCACAAAUCACCCAAGUUAUCCACGCCAAGGCAGGGAUUGUUACCAUUCCGAAGCGAAUCCCUCCUCCGCUGCCUGCCAAGUCCCCAGCACGUGCUUCUAGGGGAAGCGGCAGCAUCAGCGAGAUCUCCUCUCUCAAGUCGCCCCUCCGUAACUCUUCCUUCUCGAUGGAUUCUCGCAUGAGCGAUACCUUGGCUUCUGCUGAAGCGAGUGAGGCGUUCGUUACUCCUCCCGCGGUUAUGGAGGAGGUUGAACCCGCUUCUCCUGAACCUGUUAGGCGCUCUGUUCAGGGACACCAGAAGAACUCGUCAUCGGUGAACACGGCUGUGGAUCUUUCUGCCAAGCGGAGGGCAAGCUUGGAGACCUCUCCUGAGGUGCCCGCUACUCCGAGGACAGUCGAUCUGACUUCCUCUGCGGAGGAGUCAGAGAGAGAGCCCAAGACACCCAAGACGGAUGCUGGGUUUGUCAACACCACGACGCUCGAUAAUGAGAAGGCUGGUAUUAAGGAGGUGAACAUUGUCUCGGCCCACAGCGCUGAGGCCGACACUGUCGCGAUUGUAUGA
Molecule: messenger RNA, 2223 nt
Organism: Sordaria macrospora k-hell
Lineage: Eukaryota; Fungi; Ascomycota; Sordariomycetes; Sordariales; Sordariaceae
Biological process (GO): regulation of ruffle assembly
Cellular component (GO): ruffle membrane
Molecular function (GO): phosphatidylinositol binding
Source: RefSeq, a predicted model, not a curated record